AUGGCUACUGCAGAAUCCGAUGAUUAUAACUUGCAGGAUGCAUGGGAAAGAGUAUGCACGUCGUUCGCGCAGACAACCAAAGUCGACCUGACUGCAGCGCCAAAAUACUCUGUUGACGAGGUCCUGGAUCAAAUUAGGGGCAAACAGGAGGAAGAUGAUGAGCGAAACAACAAGUACAAAACAGCAAAGGAUGUGAUCGGCAAGACUUUGAAUUUCGUGAUGGUCCUGGGUGGGAUCGCCGCUCAGGGCGCAAGCAUGGUUUUUGCUCCCAGCAGUCUAUGCUUCAAUGCAAUCUCCUACCUCAUUAGUACGGGUGCCAAAUACAAGCGAAUUUUCAGCAGCCUCACUGAGCUUUUCAGGCGGAUCUCUGACGUAUUGGAGCGGUGUAAGAUCUAUUUGCGCCUGCCUGCCAAUGCAGUGGACGUCGCCCUCCGGAAGAUCAUCAACGAAGAGCUUGUCUGUUUUGUUGAUAUUUGCGCUUUGUCGAUCAAAGUUCUCAAGGGUCACAAGGUGUUUACCGCACUCAAGGUCUUUGCGUUCGACAGUGACGAAGGUGUGAGUGGUCAGCUGGGCCGCUUGGCUUCCCUCGUUGAACGCGAAUCUCAAAUGCGAGCCACGCUCGGAUUUGAGUCGCAAAAGACAACUGAAAGAAGUGUUUAUGAAACCAGGGAAGGCACCCGAAAGAUAAACACCACUGUCGAUAAGCUUCUCAACUUCGAGAAGAAGAAAGACGCAGACAACGCUACGAAGAGGUUGUUGGACAGCAUUGAUUCCAGCCUUGACGCCCCAAGUGAGAAUUUGAAGAUAUUACAGGUCAGCUACAAACGACUCCUGAAUGACCAAGUUCAAGGGAGCGGUGAAUGGCUCCGCAGCGACCCUUUAUUCACAAAGUGGGCUUCUCCCGAGCAAUCAUCAUUCUCGGUUUUGGGUGUCUCUGGGGGCGAGGGAUACGGAAAAUCUUUCCUCUUUGCGAGUAUUAUACAACAAUUGCAAGAGGCUCAUUCCCAGCCUGGAGAUGAUCUGACUUGCACGUCAGUUGCCUAUUACCUUUUUCAAGAGGAAAAAAAGAAUACGUCGCUCGCCCAGGCACUCAAAGUACUUGCGUGGCAGAUUGCCAACAAAGACAUUGUUUAUCGGAAAGACCUCAGCUCUACAAAAACAGAUGGCAUCAAUCAUAUCCAAGGACUUUGGGACGCCCUUUUCGCCAAGUCUUACAGAAGCGACUCAACCAUAUUUCUGCUCCUGGAUGGCGUGGAGCAAAUAGACAAGAAUCAAAUCAAGGAGUUCGUUCAUGUCUUGACAGAGAUACUAAAACAGUCUGUCUCAUGGCCUCAAUUCAAGCUCCGCCUUGUUCUGUCUGGUCGCGAUGACACCAUCACGAAGAUCAAAGGACACAUGGGAGACGGAAUUUCCGUCAUUGAUGUGGCCUCAAAGAAUAGUGACGACAUGCAGAAGUUCAUCAUCGAUCGCAUGAACAAGAUGGAGAUAUUCAGCGGCGACUCGGAUCAGAUCCUCUCACUGCGUCGGGAGAUUUUGGAGAAUUUGACUACUCAAACUCGUGGUGAUUUUGUGAACGUUGCUCUACUUUUGCAUGAGAUCAGUAGGAAACAACGACCCGGUGAAAUCAGAGACAUCUUGUCCCGCUCUGGUGGCAACAGAUCCGACACAAUUGUGCGCAAGAUAGACCAGUUGAACGAGACGCUUAGCGAUGAAGAUAUCUCUGAUUUGAACAUCCUCCUAACAUGGGUGGUGUUCUCCAUUCGAGACCUAACCCUUGAAGAGCUCGAGGCAGUGCUUACUCUCAAAACGGGCGAAUCAUCUCUUCGCCCCCUUGCAGAAAAGAUUACGGACCAAUAUUCAUCACUGUUCACGAUUAAGGGUGAGCCACAUCCUAUCACCAAGAUUAUCCCGACUACCUCUCGAGUGACACUCGUGUCCGACUCCAUUGAGGCCUUCUUGCGUACCAAGAGUGAGAAAGAUGCUGUCGAGAACUCGGAAGAGUUGAGUCUUACAGGUGAUGUCAGCGAGGUCGAGGUCAGAAUAGUCCGUCGCUUCCUUGAGUCUGUCUGCGAUCCCAGGCUAUUUGGGAAAUUUGGCUUCGACGAGUUCUUUCAACGAAAGCUCAAGGGAAAGACUGCCCGUGUCGGUAUCGACAUUGAGACUGCUCAUUUACGCAUCUUAGCAACGUGUCUCGAAGUGAUUCGCUCUCAGAACUCGCCUGAACUUUCGCCCCUGUUUCGAUAUGCAGCAGUCUUUUUCCCGGAGCAUCUUAAACAGGCAGACCCCUCUUUGACCCAACCGCAACACAAAUCAGCACUUGGACCACAGUUGGUCAGUCUCUUCACGGAUCCUAAAGUCAUUAGAGACUGGUGGACGCAAAAUAGUCCUUGGCCUCGUUUCAACUGGAUCUAUGACGAUGAAUACGCUGAAGUCUCCUUGAAGUGGUUACAAGAUUCUGCCGUGACCAAAAACCUCUCUGAGGAGCAAAGCAAAUGGGUCAAGAGUUUGAGUUCCAAGUCCGAGCCAGACGCAGACAUCAUCGACCAUAUUGCUAGAUCCGUCGCCCAGGCUUGGCUUCAGCUAGGUGCUUAUGAUGUUGCUGAAUCAUUUGCAGCGGUUCAUGGAUAUAUCACCAAGAUUGAGCAUCGCAAAAAUCCUGACAUCAAACGAUCAACAGAUGACCCCAAGGCUGAGGAAAUUGAGGCUUCUCAAAUCCUAGCAGCGGCAGAAUGGGCCCGUCAGAAGCUUGGGUUAGAAAGCUUUGGAUACGAGGAGAAUCGCAACUUGGCGCGCACCUUGAGGGAAUAUUCCAAACACGAGGAAGCUACCGAGCGCUUCAAACUCACCUCAUCACUUGAAUCAUAUAAUUGGUUCUCCCAGUGGGGCCUUGCCACCUGUUAUGCCAACCAAGGAGAGCAUGCACUUGCCAUCGCGACUUUGGAAGAUGCGAUCAACACAAUCAGAUGUGGCGAUGUCACUGAAGACUAUGACACACUGCCAGAAAUGGAUCGAGACCUGGCAAAAUGGAAUGAAGAGGCUGGCGAUAGCGCCAAGGCAUUCGCUAUAUACGAGAAGGUUCUGCGUGAAAAUCCUGGUGAUUAUGAAGCAGCCUUGGACAUGAUGCUCUUGUUCCACAAAGACAAGAAGUACGAGGGCCUCCUCGCCUUCUUAGAGUCUCUGAAGAGCUCCACGGACGAAGCGACUGGUCUUGACCGGCGCACCACUGCAUUCCACGUGCAUUAUGCCAAUGAGGAUUACCACACUGCUUUAUUUGCACUGGUUUCUGAUGGCAAUGGUUUCGAUGCAAUCUAUCAAAGCUACGACGCGGCCAUUAAUGCCGCUCGGGAGCGCCUUGCCGAGGGAAGAGAGAAGGGUGACACUGAUGAAGAACACUUUGCUGGGGCUUGCCUUGCAUUAUUGAUGCAUAAUCUUGCACUUCUUUGUUAUCAAAAUGGCGCAGAAAACCUCGAACGCAGGGAGUUCGCCAUCGACCUGUGGGUCCGCAUCCUACAAAUACAAGAGAUAUCGGAAGAGUCCUAUCUCACAGUUGCCAAAUCCUACGUUCGCCCAAAGCUUGCAAAUGUCUGUUUCAAAGAGGCCAGUCGAGACCCGGCAGCGGCAGCGCCUUACUUGGAACAACUUGAACAACUGGCUUCAUUCAAUCCUGCAGACGGCCAAGGGAUCGGUCGAUCUAGCACUUAUCCGUCAGAGAUACUUGCAUGGUAUCACGCAUUGCAGAAGGAUGAACAAAAGGCCAAAGAUGCUGUUCGCACCCACGUGAAACGCAAUAUUGAUAUCUUAUCUGACGAUGACCCGCUCAAUGAUUGGCAGGGAUACCGAGGACUGGCGCGAUACUUCAUGUCCGCAGGGCAGGACGCUGACUCUCUCGCCGCCUGGUCGCUGAUAGUCCCACUUGACGAUGCAGAAGCCAAAACUGAUGAUUUGGAAUCCGAAUCACCCCGAAAAUUGAAAGGACCUAUGUUAGACGUGUGCGAUGGUGAUUGUGAGACAGAAUGGGAAUACGCAAAUGACAUUUAUGUAUGCAGAGAGUGCGACUACAUGGAGCUUGAUAUUGGAUGCUUGAACAAGCUGCGGGAUGGGAAGCUCGAAGAUCAUAUUUGCGGCCGAGAGCACCAGAUGCUGCAUGUUCCAGCUUACGAUUUGGCUCGUCGUCAGACAAUUGGGGAGGGUAAUGUUAUGGUUGGAGAAGAAGUCAUCUCGGUUAGUGCCUGGCUUCAACGCAUCAAGGAGCAGUGGGGCAUUUGA
Molecule: messenger RNA, 4266 nt
Organism: Penicillium brevicompactum
Lineage: Eukaryota; Fungi; Ascomycota; Eurotiomycetes; Eurotiales; Aspergillaceae
Exons: 3
Coding region: 1-4266 (1421 amino acids)
Molecular function (GO): protein binding
Source: RefSeq, a predicted model, not a curated record